AUGCUUAUGUGUUCACCGUUGCCCACAAACACUACCGGAGAAGAAAUUUUUACUAAAAUAAAUAUAUUUUUUGAAGAAAAUAAUCUCAGUUGGAACGAUUGCAUUGACAUUUGUACAGAUGGGGCCAAGGCGAUGACGGGUAAAACAGCAGGAGUCGUGUCACGAAUACAAAAAAAAGCACCUAAUUGUGAUUCCAGUCAUUGUCUCCUGCAUAGACAAACACUAGCAAUGAAGCAAAUGCCGUCAAACCUAAACUUAGUAAUGGAUGAAGCGGUAAAAAUUAUUAAUUUUAUCAAAUCACGACCACUACAAUCCCGAUUGUUCUCAUUAUUGUGUGAAGAUUAUGGUAGCAAACAUAAAACACUGCUGUCCCAUACAGAAGUGCGAUGGCUGUCUCGGGGUAAAACUCUAACAAGGCUAUUUGAACUUAAAGCCGAGUUACAAAUGUUUCUUUCAGAUACUUCUUUUAAUUUGAAAGACCGUUUGUAUGAUAAAACUUGGUUGUUCCGACUGUCUUUCAUGGCGGAUAUCUUUCAAAAACUGAACGAAUUAAAUUUAUCAUUGCAAGGUAAACAGACAACAGUGUUCCAGGCCUGUAACAAAAUAACUGCUUUUAAAAGAAAAUUAGAUUUUUGGAUUAUUUGCGUUAGUAAGAGAGAAAUAGAAAGCUUUACGUUACUCAGUGAGUUUGUUAGCGACAACGACUCAGAAAUGUUUCAAGAUGAUGUAUUUGAACAAUUGGUCCAAUAUCUCACUUCGAUGCGCGCAUCUUUUGAGAAGUAUUUUCCCGAAGAACAGAAUACAAAAUUGAAACUGAAUUCAUGGAUUCAUAAUCCUUUUUUACCCACCUUGCAAAAGCCCAAAAGUAUGUCAAAUGAGAUAUAUGAAUCUCUUUUAGAAAUGUCAUCAGACACAAGUAUGGAGUCAUUGUUCAAAACGACAUCUCUCAACGAUUAUUGGUGCAGAAUCCGUGAUGAAUACCCAAUGCUUGCCAAAAUGGCUCUGAAUAUUCUUCCAUUUCCAACAACAUAUUUGUGCGAAACAGAAUUCUCAACCUAUGCAGCCACGAAAACAAAAUACCGGAAUAGACUGGACGCCGAACCUGAUAUGAAACUUCAACUGUUUCCGUCAAGUAUUUCGCUUUCCAAAAGGGUUCCGUCACUAAAAAGUUUGAGAGCCGCUGCCUUACAACUUUGA
Molecule: messenger RNA, 1197 nt
Organism: Diorhabda carinulata
Lineage: Eukaryota; Metazoa; Arthropoda; Insecta; Coleoptera; Chrysomelidae
Product: zinc finger BED domain-containing protein 5-like
Exons: 2
Coding region: 1-1197 (398 amino acids)
Molecular function (GO): protein dimerization activity
Source: RefSeq, a predicted model, not a curated record